Molecule: messenger RNA, 1139 nt
Organism: Triticum aestivum (bread wheat)
Lineage: Eukaryota; Viridiplantae; Streptophyta; Magnoliopsida; Poales; Poaceae
Product: acidic endochitinase-like
Exons: 1
Coding region: 62-985 (307 amino acids)
Biological process (GO): carbohydrate metabolic process
Cellular component (GO): extracellular region
Molecular function (GO): chitinase activity
Source: RefSeq, a predicted model, not a curated record
GCAAGAAGCAAGCCCCUCUGCCUUGUGAUUUGUGAACGAAAGAGCACUGUAGCUGCCAACAAUGGCCAUUCCGGCUAAAGCCAGCAGCUCCUUCUCCAUGUCCUGCCUCUUGGCCGCCAUCUUCCUCUUCUCCUCGGCGCCACGGAGCCACGGCGGCAGCAUCGCCAUCUACUGGGGCCAGAACGGCAACGAGGGCACCCUGGCCGAGACCUGCAGCACCGGCAACUACGCCUUCGUCAACAUCGCCUUCCUCUGCAGCUUCGGGUCGGCCCAGGAGACCCCGCAGCUCAACCUGGCGGGCCACUGCGACCCCUACUCCAACGCCUGCACCAACCUCACCGCCGACAUCAACCUCUGCCAGUCCAAGGGCGUCAAGGUCAUGCUCUCCAUCGGCGGGGGCGCCGGCGGGUACACGCUCAACUCCGAGCAGGACGCGGCCGACCUGGCCAAGUACAUCUGGGACAGCUUCCUCGGCGGGAGCUCACCCAAGCGGCCGCUCGGCGCCGCCGUACUCGACGGCGUCGACUUCGACAUCGAGGGAGGGAACCCAGACUACUACGGCGCCCUGGCGGCGCACCUCAAGGCCUACGGCGGCAAGGGGGGCAGCAAGGAGGUGUACCUGUCGGCGGCGCCGCAGUGCCCGUUCCCGGACCAGUGGGUCGGCAAGGCGCUCCAGACCGGCCUCUUCGACUACGUGUGGGUGCAGUUCUACAACAACCCGCCGUGCCAGUACGUGCAGGGGGACACGGCCAACCUCAUGGACUCGUGGAAGCAGUGGACGUCGGGGGUCCACGCCAAGUACAUCUUCCUCGGGCUGCCGGCGGCGCCGGCGGCCGCAGGGAGCGGGUUCAUACCGGCGGGGAGCCUGGAGUCGCAGGUGCUCCCGGCGCUCAAGGGCUCCAGCAAGUACGGAGGGGUGAUGCUGUGGUCCAAGUUCUACGACGACCAGGACGGCUACAGCUCCGCCAUUAAGAACGCCGUCUGAUGAUGAUCGAUCUCAUUCCUUCACGGUCCGGGUUAUGGGAGCCGACAGUGGUGUGUAUAUAGUUGUGGCGCAUAUGGUCUGGCAAUUGGUGUAGUUAAUUUAUUUGUGCGCACACAGCAGGAUUUAUAUCGAAUAAAAGGAUUAUUUGUCACAA